Pongo pygmaeus (Bornean orangutan) is the source of this 6981-nucleotide messenger RNA. It is a transcript of the gene KIF11, whose product is annotated as kinesin family member 11. Lineage: Eukaryota; Metazoa; Chordata; Mammalia; Primates; Hominidae. The coding region runs from base 2201 to 5371 and encodes 1056 amino acids. Gene Ontology annotation, biological process: spindle elongation; microtubule-based movement; mitotic spindle assembly. The record is from RefSeq and is a predicted model, not a curated record. Gene Ontology annotation, cellular component: spindle microtubule; nucleus; mitotic spindle. Gene Ontology annotation, molecular function: microtubule binding; plus-end-directed microtubule motor activity; ATP binding. The transcript is spliced from 22 exons.
ACCCUCUCUUUUUUCUCUUUUUCUCCUUUUUUCCUUUUUGCUUUUGUUAAAUGCCCAGGCACGCCACAAUACCAGGCGUUAUCAAUACCAGCUCACAUUUCUUUCCUUAUUUGAAAAGAGGACUAACUUUCUAGCUCAUUACAGACACCCCUUCCCCUUUCCUCUCCGCUUUCUUUUACGUGCCCACCUUAGCAAAAAAAAAUCAAAUGUUUAGCCAACCGGAUUAGUUUAGAUUAUACGACCCGACCCCAGCCAAUGGGAAAAAGAUACAGGGGCGGGACUUGCGUCAAAAAUAAAGACUCAUGCCCCUUCGUUCAGGUGUGCUCUCAUGGCGACUGGCCAAAAAGGCACCCCUCUGCGCAAAAAUAAAAUUGCUUUGCUAAAAAUCCUUUGUUCAAGUGUUCAAUUUCCUUAAGAUUUUAAAAGUUAUUCAUAACAAUAGGCUCCUGUUUCAGUAUUUCCUGGUGCGGCAUACCACACCUACAGCGGUCGAGUCACGCCAGGCACUGCCAAGACCCCGAAAAGUUCGCCCGCAGCAGGCCGGAGGUGACCGAGGGCGCGCAGGCCCCAGCGAGCACUGCAUGCUGGGAUCCGUAGGCCGGGGCGGCGGAUGUUUGCGCAGCUUCCUUGAGAUGCCACCGCCCGCUGCGCCGCGCAGAAACCGAGAGCGCAGCGCGCCCGCGGCCUGCGUCAGUCGGUCAGUGCAGUCGUUCUAAAAUCGAGGCGGACCCUGCUUUCUUGCCUGGAGUCGCUUAGAGAUGAUGACUAAAGGAUAAAUUCAGUGUCUUCCAAAUGGCAUCCAGUGUCCAUUUCAUCACGAUUUGGAACCUGUAGUAGCCUUAUCUCUUAACACUUCCUAAUUAUUAUUAUUAUUUUCUUUUUGAGAAAGGGCAUUGCUCUGUCGCCUAGGCUGGAGUAAUCCAGCGGCAUAAUCCCGGCUCACUGCAGCCUCGAUCUCCCGUGUUCAGCGAUCCUUCUUCCUCAGCCUCCCGAGUAGAUGGGACCAGAAGGCACGUACCACCACACCAGGCUAUUUUUCCCCCCUAUUUUUUGUUGAGACUUGUUGGGACCCUAUGUCGCCCAGGCUGGUCUCAAACUCCUGGAACUUAAGCUAUCCUCCUACCUCGGCCCGUUAAAGUGUUGGGAUUACAGGCGUGAGCCACCGGGCCCCAACAUUAAUUAUUCUUCAAGACUAUCCUGGACCGGGCGCGGUGGCUCACGCCUGUAAUCCCAGCACUUUGGGAGGCCGAGGCGGGUGGAUCAUCUGAGGUCAGGAGUUCGAGACCAGCCUGGCCAACAUGGUGAAACCACAUCUCUACUGAAAAUACAAAUAUUAGCCGGGCGUGGUGGCACGCACCUGUAAUCCCAGCUACUCGGGGGCUGAAGCAGCAGAAUCGCUUGAACCCGGGAGGCGGAGGUUGCAGUGAGCCGAGAUCGCGCCACUGCACUCCAGCCUGGGUGACAAGAGCGAGACUCCGUCUCACAAAAAAAAAAAGACUAGUCUGGCCUCUGCCUCCGGGAUGGCGGCUCGCUUUGGACCUCUCUUCUGUGCUUCUACUGCCCUCUCUUACAAUUCUUUAAUAAUUAUAAUCAUGGCGAGUGCUUACCAUAUAUUCCAAUCUAUUUACUUCCACAAGCUCAUUAAUUCUCACCCUAACCCUCUGAGAUGGUUACUAUUAUUUCCUCUCUGCAGCUGAGGGAAUUUUGGGCUAGGGACGUUAUGUAAGUUGAACCACACUACGCUAAAAGUUCCACACCAAGUUCUAGCGUCUCGGCUCCGGACUACCAAGUUCCGGAGCAAGCGGACAGACCAUCUCUUUACGUUCCCGUAGGCCACGCUCCGGGGGCGGGGCUCCGGUGAGGAUACUGCAUCCCAUGGUCCCUUGCGCGCCAGCGCAGCCAUUGGUCCGGCUACUCGGUCCCUUUUUCAAAUUGAGGCGCCGAGUCGUUGCUCGGUUUCUGGGGAUUCGAGCGGAGACGAGAUUAGUGAUUUGGCGGCUCCGGCUGGCGCGGGACAAACGCCACGGCCAGAGUACCGAGUAGAGAGCGGGGACGCCGAGCUGCGUGCGUCGGUCCUCCAGGCCACGCCAGCGCCCGAGAGGGACCAGGGAGACUCCGGCUCCUGCCGGCCGCCAAGCCCCUCCGCUCCUCACAGCGCCCAGGUCAGCGGCCGGGCCUUGAUUUUUUGGCGGGGACCGUCAUGGCGUCGCAGCCAAAUUCGUCUGCGAAGAAGAAAGAGGAGAAGGGGAAGAACAUCCAGGUGGUGGUGAGAUGCAGACCAUUUAAUUUGGCAGAGCGGAAAGCUAGCGCCCAUUCAAUAGUAGAAUGUGAUCCUGUACGAAAAGAAGUUAGUGUACGAACUGGAGGAUUGGCUGACAAGAGCUCAAGGAAGACAUAUACUUUUGAUAUGGUGUUUGGAGCAUCUACUAAACAGAUUGAUGUUUACCGAAGUGUUGUUUGUCCAAUUCUGGAUGAAGUUAUUAUGGGCUAUAAUUGCACUAUCUUUGCGUAUGGCCAAACUGGCACUGGAAAAACUUUUACAAUGGAAGGUGAAAGGUCACCUAAUGAAGAGUAUACCUGGGAAGAGGAUCCCUUGGCUGGUAUAAUUCCACGUACCCUUCAUCAAAUUUUUGAGAAACUUACUGAUAAUGGUACUGAAUUUUCAGUCAAAGUGUCUCUGUUGGAGAUCUAUAAUGAAGAGCUUUUUGAUCUUCUUAAUCCAUCAUCUGAUGUUUCUGAGAGACUACAGAUGUUUGAUGAUCCCCGUAACAAGAGAGGAGUGAUAAUUAAAGGUUUAGAAGAAAUUACAGUACACAACAAGGAUGAAGUCUAUCAAAUUUUAGAAAAGGGAGCAGCAAAAAGGACAACUGCAGCUACUCUGAUGAAUGCAUACUCUAGUCGUUCCCACUCAGUUUUCUCUGUUACAAUACAUAUGAAAGAAACUACGAUUGAUGGAGAAGAGCUUGUUAAAAUUGGGAAGUUGAACUUGGUUGAUCUUGCGGGAAGUGAAAACAUUGGCCGUUCUGGAGCUGUUGAUAAGAGAGCUCGGGAAGCUGGAAAUAUAAAUCAAUCCCUGUUGACUUUGGGAAGGGUCAUUACCGCCCUUGUAGAAAGAACACCUCAUGUUCCUUACCGAGAAUCUAAACUAACUAGAAUCCUCCAGGAUUCUCUUGGAGGGCGUACAAGAACAUCUAUAAUUGCAACAAUUUCUCCUGCAUCUCUCAAUCUUGAGGAAACUCUGAGUACAUUGGAAUAUGCUCAUAGAGCAAAGAACAUACUGAAUAAGCCUGAAGUGAAUCAGAAACUCACCAAAAAAGCUCUUAUUAAGGAGUAUACGGAGGAGAUAGAGCGUUUAAAACGAGAUCUUGCUGCAGCCCGUGAGAAAAAUGGAGUGUACAUUUCUGAAGAAAAUUUUAGAGUCAUGAGUGGAAAAUUAACUGUUCAAGAAGAACAGAUAGUAGAAUUGAUGGAAAAAAUUGGUGCUGUUGAGGAGGAGCUGAAUAGGGUUACAGAGUUGUUUAUGGAUAAUAAAAAUGAGCUUGACCAGUGUAAAUCUGACCUGCAAAAUAAAACACAAGAACUUGAAACCACUCAAAAACAUUUGCAAGAAACUAAAUUACAACUUGUUAAAGAAGAAUAUAUCACAUCAGCUUUGGAAAGUACUGAGGAGAAACUUCAUGAUGCUGCCAGCAAGCUGCUUAACACAGUUGAAGAAACUACAAAAGAUGUAUCUGGUCUCCAUUCCAAACUGGAUCGUAAGAAGGCAGUUGACCAACACAAUGCAGAAGCUCAGGAUAUUUUUGGCAGAAACCUGAAUAGUCUGUUUAAUAAUAUGGAAGAAUUAAUUAAGGAUGGCAGCUCAAAGCAAAAGGCCAUGCUAGAAGUACAUAAGACCUUAUUUGGUAAUCUGCUGUCUUCCAGUGUCUCUGCAUUAGAUAACAUUACUACAGUAGCACUUGGAUCUCUCACAUCUAUUCCAGAAAAUGUGUCUACUCAUGUUUCUCAGAUUUUUAAUAUGAUACUGAAAGAACAAUCAUUAGCAGCAGAAAGUAAAACUGUACUACAGGAAUUGAUUAAUGUACUCAAGACUGAUCUUCUAAGUUCACUGGAAACGAUUUUGUCCCCAGCUGUGGUGUCUAUACUGAAAAUCAAUAGUCAACUAAAGCAUAUUUUCAAGACUUCAUUGACAGUGGCCGAUAAGAUAGAAGAUCAAAAAAAGGAACUAGAUGGCUUUCUCAGUAUACUGUGUAACAAUCUACAUGAACUACAAGAAAAUACCGUUUCUUCCUUGGUUGAGUCACAAAAGCAAUGUGGAAACCUAACUGAAGACCUGAAGACAAUAAAGCAGACCCAUUCCCAGGAACUUUGCCAGUUAAUCAAUCUUUGGACAGACAGAUUCUGUGCUUUGGAGGAAAAGUGUGAAAAUAUACAGAAACCACUUAGUAGUGUCCAGGAAAAUAUACAGCAGAAAUCUAAGGAUAUAGUCAACAAAAUGACUUUUCACAGUCAAAAAUUUUGUGCUGAUUCUGAUGGCUUGUCACAGGAACUCAGAAAUUUUAACCAAGAAGGUACAAAAUUGGUUGAAGAGUCUGUGAAACACUCUGAUAAACUCAAUGGCAACCUAGAAAAAAUAUCUCAAGAGACUGAACAGAGAUGUGAGUCUCUGAACACAAGAACAGUUUAUUUUUCUGAACAGUGGGUAUCUUCCUUAAAUGAAAGGGAACAGGAACUUCAGAACUUAUUGGAGGUUGUAAACCAAUGUUGUGAGGCUUCAAGUUCAGACAUCACUGAGAAAUCAAAUGGACAUAAGACAGCUCAUGAGAAACAGCAUAACAUUUUUCUUGAUCAGAUGACUAUUGAUGAAGAUAAAUUGAUAGCACAAAAUCUAGAACUUAAUGAAACCAUAAAAAUUGGUUUGACUAAGCUUAAUUGCUUUCUGGAACAGGAUCUGAAACUGGAUAUCCCAACAGGUAUGACACCACAGAGGAAAAAUUAUUUAUACCCAUCAACACUGGUAAGAACUGAACCACGUGAACAUCUCCUUGAUCAGUUGAAAAGGAAACAGCCUGAGCUGUUAAUGAUGCUAAACUGUUCAGAAAACCACAAAGAAGAGACAAUUCCGGAUGUGGAUGUAGAAGAGGCAGUUCUGGGGCAGUAUACUGAAGAACCUCUAAGUCAAGAGCCAUCUGUAGAUGCUGGUGUGGAUUGUUCAUCAAUUGGUGGGGUUCCAUUUUUCCAGCAUAAAAAAUCACAUGGAAAAGACAAAGAAAACAGAGGCAUUAACACACUGGAGAGGUCUAAAGUGGAAGAAACUACAGAGCACUUGGUUACAAAGAGCAGAUUACCUCUGCGAGCCCAGAUCAACCUUUAAUUCACUUGGGGGUUGGCAAUUUUAUUUUUAAAGAAAACUUAAAAAUAAAACCUGAAACCCCAGAACUUGAGCCUUGUGUAUAGAUUUUAAAAGAAUAUAUAUAUCAGCCGGGCGCGGUGGCUCAUGCCUGUAAUCCCAGCACUUUGGGAGGCUGAGGCGGGUGGACUGCUUGAGCCCAGGAGUUUGAGACCAGCCUGGCCAACUUGGCAAAACCUCGUCUCUGUUAAAAAUUAGCCAGGCGUGGUGGCACACUCCUGUAAUCCCAGCUACUGGGGAGGCUGAGGCACGAGAAUCACUUGAACCCAGGAAGCAGGGGUUGCAGUGAGCCGAGAUUACACCACUACACUCCAGCCUGGGCAACAGAGCAAGACUCGGUCUCAAAAACAAAAUUUAAAAAAGAUAUAAGGCAGUACUGUAAAUUUAGUUGAAUUUUGAUAUCCACCCAUUUUUCUGUCAUCCCUAUAGUUCACUUUGUAUUAAAUUGGGUUUCAUUUGGGAUUUGCAAUGUAAAUAUGUAUUUCUAGUUUUCAUAUAAAGUAGUUCUUUUAUAACAAAUGAAAAGUAUUUUUCUUGUAUAUUAUUAAGUAAUAAAUAUAUAAGAACUGUACUCUUCUCAGCUUGAGCUUACAUAGGUAAAUAUCACCAACACCUGGCCUUAGAAAGGACCAUCUCAUGUUUUUUUUCUUGCUAUGACUUGUGUAUUUUCUUGCCUCCUCCCUAGACUUCUCUAUUUCGCUUUCUUCUCGGCUCACUUUUUCCCUUUUUAUUUUUCACCAAACCAUUUGUAGAGCUACAAAAGGUAUCCUUUCUUAUUUUCAGUAGCCAGAAUUUUAUCUAGAAAUCUUUUAACACCUUUUUAGUGGUUAUUUCUAAAAUCACUGUCAACAAUAAAUCUAACCCUAGUUGUAUCCCUCCUUUCAAUAUUUUUCACUUGUUGCCCCAAAUGUGAAAGCAUUUCAUUCCUUUAAGAGGCCUAACUCAUUCACCCUGACAGAGGUCACAAAAAGCCCACUUCUUUAGAGUAUACAUUGCUAUUAUGGGAGACCACACAGACAUCUGACUAAUGGCUCUGUGCCCACACUCCAAGACCUGUGUCUUUUGGAGAAGCUCACAAUGAUUUAAGGACUUUUUGAAACUUCCAAUUAUGUCUAUAAUUUAUAUUAUUUUGUUUACAUGAUGAAACUUUUUGUUGUUGCUUGUUUGUAUAUAAUAAAAUAUGUAUAUGUAUGUAUCUUUUUCUCGAUUCAAAUCUUAACCCUUAGAAGGACUCUGGUAUUUUUGAUCUGGCAACCAUAUUUCUGGAAGUUGAGAUGUUUCAGCUUGAAGAACCAAAACACUUAGAAGGAAUAUGUACAAAGAAUAAAUUUUCUGCCCAUGAUGAGUUUAGUGUGUAAAGUUUAGAGACAUUUGACUUUGAUAGCUAAAUUAAACCAAACCCUAUUGAAGAAUUGAAUAUAUGCUACUUCAAGAAACUAAAUUGAUCUUGUAGAAUUAUCUUAAUAAAAUAAUGGCUAUAAUUUCUCUGCAAAAUCAGAUGUCAGCAUAAGCUAUGGAUAAUAUCUAAUAAACUGCCCUCAGUAAAUCCAUGGUUAAUAAAUGUGGUUUCUGCA